UCCCUCCACUGCUGUCGCCGACCGCCACCCAACUCAUCUAGGGUUUCCGCCGCCGCCGCCGUCCCCGUCCGAUCAACUCGCCGGCGCAUCCGCGCGUGUUUCCCCGCCGCCGUAUGUGCGUCCGCCCCCUCGCCAACCUGGACCGCCGGCACCGCACCCCUCUCUGCCCCGAUGUCGUCGAGGACGCCCACGGCGGGGUCCCGCGGCGCCGCUGGCGCUGGCGGAGGCCGGAAGAAGCAGGCGGCGGCUAGCGGCGCGAGACCGGCGCCGAGGCAGCACGUCCGGAUGAUCCAAGAGCACCUGGCGCGCGCGCGCGAGGAGGAGCGGCGCGCGGAGGAGAGGCGCCGGGAGGAGGAGGCGAGGCGCGCCGAGGAGGAGCGCAGGGCCAGGGAGGAGGCGGAGAGGCGCGCCGAGGAGGAGAGGAGGGCGCGGGAGGAGAGGCGGCGCAAGAGGCAGGAGGAGGCGCGGAAGCGGGCCGAGCGGGAGGAGAAGCGCCGGAUGGAGGAUGCGCGAAGGCGGCUCGGCAUCGCCGUCCCUGAUGCCGCCAGCGGUGAGGGUAGGCACAGAAGGCCCGUGUAUGAGUCGAGAAAGUCAAAAUCACAGCCCAAGCAUCAAUCUGGAACUAAUUUGGGAGAAACUCAUGUAAUUGAGAAGCAAUUGGAGGACAUGCAGAGCAAUGCUUCCCUGGAAGAUACUGAUGGAGUAGUUGUUGAUGUGCUGGAAUUGAGCAAGGAACAGAUUACCCAACCAUUAUCAGAAGAUAGCAGUGGAAUCGACGACGAUGAUGCUUGGGAGAAUAAGAGCUUUGGCGAAUUUGAUGCUCAGUUGUGUGGUGAUUCUCCCCCUUUUGGAGAAGAGGAAGAUGAGCGAACAGAGGAAAAACAUGUGUACUCUGCUGCUCCGAUUGCUGACUCGAUGAGUUUAUCUGAUGAUAUUGGGGAAGAUGUGGUCUCUAUCCUUCAGGAUGAUGGUUCAAGCAAUGGCAUUGAUAGGGAGCUUCGAGCACCAAUAUGUUGUAUCCUUGGGCACGUGGAUGCUGGAAAAACAAAGCUGCUUGAUUGCAUCCGGCGAAGCAAUGUUCAGGGUGGAGAGGCUGGGGGAAUCACACAGCAGAUUGGUGCAACCUACUUACCAGUUGAGAAUAUCAGGGAGAGGUCCUCCCUGAAAGAUGAGGCCACAAUCAAGGUUCCUGGUUUGCUUGUAAUUGACACCCCUGGCCACCAGUCAUUCAGUAACAUGCGCUUGAGGGGAUCAAGUUUGUGUGACAUUGCUGUAGUGGUUGUUGAUAUUACGCGUGGGCUGGAGAAGCAGACCAUUGAGUCCCUUGAUCUUUUGAAACACCGCAACGUGAGGUUUAUUGUUGCCUUGAACAAGGUUGAUCGGCUGUAUAGGUGGAAGACUUGUCCCAAUGCACCAAUAGCAAAAGCGCUCAAGAGCCAAUCUGAAGAUGUCCAAAGCGAAUUCAAAUGGAGGGUAACUGAGGUUGUAACACAACUUAAGGAAAAUGGCUUCAACGCCGCCCUGUAUUAUGAAAACAAGAGGAUGAAAGGAGUGGUGAAUAUUGUCCCAACUAGCGCUGUAAGUGCUGAAGGCAUUCCAGACCUUCUGCUGCUGCUGGUGCGGUGGGUGCCAGAAAUAAUGAUGGAAAGACUGACAUAUGCCAAUAAUGUAGAGUGUACUGUGCUGGAGGUCAAUGAAGACAAAGAUUUCGGAACUACUAUUGACGUAGUGCUGAUUAAUGGUGCACUUCGUAAAGGUGAUCAAAUAGUUGUUUGCACCAAACAGGGGCCUGUCACAACCAACAUAAGAUAUUUGUUGACACCUUAUCCCAUGAAAGAACUGAAAGCUAAGGGAGUAUAUAAGCAUCACGAGGAGCUUAAAGCUGCCCAAGGGGUAAAAAUUGCAGUGCGAGGACUGCGACAUGCUAUAGCAGGCACUGCUCUCAUUGUGGUGAAACCAGGGGAUGAUCUGGAACAAGCUGAAGCCGCUGCAGUGCAAGAAAUCAGUAAUGCCAACAGCCUGUUCAAUGAGGAUGAAAGGGGUGAGGGUAAUGAUGGAACAGCAAUAGAAGAAAUAAGUAGGAUCAAAACUUGCAAGGAGGGUGUCUAUGUGCAAGCAUCUAGUCUUGGAACCUUGGAAGCCAUUAUUGAGCAUUUGAAGACCCUUUCUUUGGACAUUCCUGUUGGUGGUUGCAACUUAGGCCCAGUGCACAAGCAGGAUGUCCUGAAAGCGACUGCUAUGCUGAAGAGGAAAGAAGAGUAUGCAGCCAUCUUGGCCUUUGAUGUCAAAGUAAUGCCUGAGGCUUUUGACCUUGCAGCUGAGUCAGGGGUGAAGAUUUUUAUGGCUCAUACGGUAUACAAGCUUGUUGACAGCUUUACUGAUCACAUUAAGAAACUGAAGGAAGAGAAGAAGAAGCAAUAUGCAGCUGAGGCAGUGUUCCCAUGCACCCUUAAGGUUCUGCCAAACCAUGUCUACCAUAAAAAGGAUCCAAUUGUUUGUGAUGUUGAAGUUUUGGAAGGUGUUGUCAAGGUGGGAACCCCAAUUUGUGUCUCUGUUCCAAGCAAGGAUAGAGAUGCAGACGUGGUUCAUAGCCUUGGGAGGAUAUCUUCCAUGGAAACAUCCAAUGGAAAGCCGAUUGAUUCUGCCAAGAAAGGAGUAGUGUCGAUAAAGAUAAUUGGGGAGAACCCUCAGGAGAGGUCCCGAUUGUAUGGACGCCAUUUUAAUGCCGACAACGAGCUGCUCAGCCAAAUCUCUAGGAAAUCUAUUGAUGUGCUGGAAGAGUAUUAUCAGGAUGAGAUGACUAAUGAAAAUUGGCAGCUGAUCCGCAGGCUAAAGAAGCAAUUUGGGAUACUCUGAAGCCUUGGAAGAUUCCUCUAGCAUCUGCUCCUUUAGAGCUGCCCUCUUUCUUUUCUAUGUUUUCUGUAGUUCAUUGAGACACUGGAACACUGGAAUAUUCAUACGUUUUUUUGGUUUGUUCAUGGAGGCACUUGAACGGAGUUAUUCUUGUGUUGUUCAAACCUUUAUGUUAAAAUCAAUAAUAGAUGCUUGAUAUGUGGAA
Messenger RNA from Panicum virgatum (switchgrass), 3058 nucleotides. RefSeq names its product eukaryotic translation initiation factor 5B-like. The record is from RefSeq and is a predicted model, not a curated record. The transcript has 10 exons. Gene Ontology annotation, molecular function: GTP binding; translation initiation factor activity; GTPase activity. Lineage: Eukaryota; Viridiplantae; Streptophyta; Magnoliopsida; Poales; Poaceae. Bases 172 to 2856 code for a protein of 894 amino acids.